AUGGUGCAGAACAAAGGCCUCAUCUUCAAGCAGCCUCCCACGGCCUGGCCGGAGAUUGGCAAGCACAUUGCCGUCGAGGACCGUGACUUCGACACAGAGCAAGCACCCCCUUCGGGCGGCUUCACAUGCAAAGUCAACUAUGUCUCGUUCGACCCAUACCAACGUGGCAGGAUGCGGAGCCCAGAGAUCAAGAGUUACUCCGCCCCCUUCGAGCAAGGAAAGCCAGUGACCAACGGAGCCAUCGUGACCGUCAUCAAGAGCGACAACGACAAGUUCAAGCCCAAGGAUGUCGUCAAGAUGCCCAUCACCUGGACCGAGGAGUACAGCGCCAUUCCAAAGGAGAUGCUGGCUGGCGCAGAGGUCCUGCAGAACCCUUACAAGCUGGACGAGAAGUUCUUCCUCGGUGCGCUGGGGAUGCCUGGCUUGACUGCGUAUAGCUCGUUCUACGAGAUCGGGGAGCCGAAGAAGGGCGAGACGAUCUUUAUCAGUGCCGCUUCAGGCGCGGUUGGACAGCUUGUUGGCCAAUUGGCGAAGCAUGAGGGGUUGAAGGUGAUCGGGAGUGUGGGUGACGACAAGAAGCUGGAUUUCAUCCAAAAGGAGCUCGGCUUCGACGGCGGUUUCAACUACAAGAAGGAGAAGCCGCUUGAAGCCCUGCAGAGACUGGCGCCUCAAGGCAUCGACAUUUACUACGAGAACGUCGGUGGCGAACAACUCGAGGCUGCCAUCACCCAGAUGAACCAAUUCGGCCGCAUCGUCGCUUGUGGCAUGAUCUCUCAAUACAACAAGCCACCGUCAGAGGCAUAUGGUGUAACCAACCUGAUGCAGGUGGUUGGCAAGCGUCUGAAGAUGCAGGGCUUUAUUGUCAUGGAUCAAAACAUGGGCCCGAAGUACCACAAGCAGCACCAGGAGAACGUGCAAAAGUGGAUUCACGAUGGCAGCUUCAAGGCCCAGCAGAGUGUGACGAAGGGGAUUGAGAACUCGGCAGACGGCUUGAUUGGGAUGUUUGAGGGGCGCAACUUCGGUAAGGCUGUGCUGGAGGUUGCUUCGUUGUAG
Messenger RNA from Saxophila tyrrhenica, 1053 nucleotides. RefSeq lists its product as uncharacterized. The transcript has 4 exons. Gene Ontology annotation, molecular function: oxidoreductase activity, acting on the CH-CH group of donors, NAD or NADP as acceptor. The record is from RefSeq and is a predicted model, not a curated record. The coding region runs from base 1 to 1053 and encodes 350 amino acids. Lineage: Eukaryota; Fungi; Ascomycota; Dothideomycetes; Mycosphaerellales; Extremaceae.